This is a messenger RNA of Colossoma macropomum (tambaqui), 4413 nucleotides long. RefSeq names its product NACHT, LRR and PYD domains-containing protein 3-like. Gene Ontology annotation, molecular function: protein binding. The coding region runs from base 284 to 3184 and encodes 966 amino acids. The transcript has 11 exons. Lineage: Eukaryota; Metazoa; Chordata; Actinopteri; Characiformes; Serrasalmidae. The record is from RefSeq and is a predicted model, not a curated record.
GUCGACUGCGCAGGUGGAGCUCGAUAGAGUGCAGAGUUACACUGAAAGCGAAAGUACAUUUUCAGUGACGUCUCAGUAAACACAGAGAGAGUAUCCUGAAGAAGCAGGACGCAGAAGAGCUAAGAGUUGGGAGUACAAGGACAGAUCAGAAGAUCUUCAAAAUGAGUACAUCUGAUGAGGAUUAUCAGCUUUUCAAAGAUAAAAGUCCGGUUAAAAAAGGAGAUUAGAUUCACCUGAACGCAGCUGUGUGUCCAUAAAGACUGACCAGUCAAAGGAUUUUCCAAUGGAGUCCAGGGAAGCAGAAUCUUCAAAGUCAUGCCGGCUUCAAAAAGAGAGAUCAGAUUCACCUGAACCCAGCUGUGUGUCCAUGAAGAGUGACCAGUCAAAGGAUUUUCGAAUUAUGUUCAGGGAGGGUGACUCUUUCCCUGAAGCAAGUGUUGAGCAGAGUCAAGCAACACAUUCACAUGAAUUUCACUCAGACGUCAAGGGGCAGGAGCACCAAGUUGUCUUCUCAUCAGAACGGACCUCUGUGUAUCAGCAAAGGUUUAAGUCCAAAAUGCAGGAGAAAUUUCAGAUAAUUAAUGAAGGAAUCUCAAAGCAAGAAGCCUCAACCCUUCUGAAUAUGGUCUACACAGAGCUCUACAUCACAGAAGGUGAAAGUGGAGAAAUGAAUGAUGAACACGAGGUGAGACAGAUUGAAGCAACGUCAAUACGGGCAGCAACAGAGGAUACACCAAUCAAAUGCAAUGACAUCUUUAAACCCCAACCUGGACAUAACAACCCCCUCAGAACUGUGCUGACCAAAGGCAUUGCUGGAAUUGGAAAAACUGUGUCAGUGCAGAAGUUCAUUCUGGACUGGGCUGAAGGGAAAGCAAAUCAGGAUGUGCACUUCAUAUUUCCAUUUCCUUUCAGGGGGUUAAAUUUGAUGAAGGGUAAAAAUCUUAGUUUGAUAGACCUUCUUUGUCAAUUUUUCUCUGACAUAAAGGAAUUAAAACCCGAGGAUUAUCAUCAGUACAAAGUCAUGUUCAUCUUUGAUGGUUUGGAUGAGUGUCGACUUCCUCUAGACUUCCAGAACAAUGAGAGCAUUUGUGAUGUAACAGAGACAGCUUCAGUGGAUGCUCUUCUGACAAGCCUAAUCAAGGGAAGACUGCUUCCCUCUGCUCUUAUCUGGAUCACUUCUCGACCAGCAGCAGCCAAUCAGAUCCCUCCUGAGUGUGUUGAUCAGGUAACAGAGGUCCGAGGGUUCAGUGAUCCUCAGAAGGAAGAGUAUUUUAGAAAGAGAAUCAGUGUUCAAAACCUUGUUGAUAAAAUCAUCACACAUAUAAAGUCCUCAAGAAGUCUCUACAUCAUGUGCCACAUGCCAGUUUUCUGCUGGAUUUCAGCCAUUGUUCUGGAGAGGAUGUUGGGUGAAGCAGAGAGCGGGGCAAUCCCAAAAACUCUGACUCAAAUGUUUACAAACUUUCUGAUCUAUCAGACCAAACAAAGGAGGCAGAAGUUUCUUCAAAGAAGUGACUCUUAUCCUGACCAGAUCAACGAGUGUAUUCGUGCACUGGGAAAGCUGGCUUUUCAACAGCUUGAUAAAGGCAACCUGAUCUUCUAUGAGGAAGACCUAAGGGAGUGUGGCAUUGAUGUCAAAGAAGCUUCUGUGUACUCAGGUAUUUGCACCCAAAUCUUCAUAGAAGAGAAUGCACUGCACCUAAAGAAGGUAUACAGCUUUGUUCACCUGAGUGUUCAGGAAUAUCUUGCAGCUCUGUAUGCAUUUCUCUCUUUCAUCAACAAAAAUGUCCCAGGACAGCAAACUCUUGGCUUCUUAUGCUUCUCUGAGAAGACAACAAUGUCUGACUUUCUCAAGAGUGCAGUGGAUAAGGCCUUACAGAGUGAGAAUGGACACCUGGACCUUUUCCUCCGCUUUCUUCUUGGUCUCUCAGUAAAAUCCAAUCAAACUGCCUUACAAAGCCUGCUGACACAAAAAGAAAGCCACAGCAAUGAGGAAAUUAUAACAUCCAUAAAGGAGAAGAUCAAAGAUGACCCAGUUCCAGAGAAGUCCAUUAAUCUCUUUCACUGUCUGAAUGAAUUGAAUGACCAUACUUUGCUGCAGGAAGUUCAGGCAUACUUGAGCAGAAGAAAAAGGCAUCGCCUCCAUGGCGUCAGCCUUUCUCCUGCACAGUGGUCUGCUCUGGUGUUUGUGAUUCUGGAUUCAGCUGAAGAACUGGAGAAGUUUGACCUGUGGUGUUAUGAACCAACAGAAGCAUGUUUGUUGAAGCUGUUACCAGUAGUCAAAGCAUCCAGAAUAGCUUCGCUGUGUAAGUGUAAUCUCACAGAGAGAAGCUGUGCAGCUUUGGCAUCAGUUCUCAGCUCAAAGUCCUCUUGUCUUAGAGAGCUGGAUAUGAGCAACAAUAAUUUGCAGGAUUCAGGAGUGAAAAUGCUCUCGGUUGGACUCAGGAGUCCACACUGUAAACUGGAGAUACUCAGACUGGGUGAAUGUAAUCUAACUGAGGAAUGCUGUGCAGUUCUCAACUCAGCUCUCAGUUCAAAUCCCUCAUAUCUGAGAGAGCUGCGUCUCAGCAGGAAUAAUCUGCAGGAUUCAGGAGUGAAGCUGCUCUCUGCUGCACUGAAGAACCCAAAGUGUAAACUGGAAAAACUGAGGCUGAGUUACUGCAGUAUUACAGAGGAAGGCUGUGUUGCUCUGUCUUCAGCUCUGAAAUCAAACCCCUCACACUUGAGAUAUUUAGAGAUGGGAAGGAAUAAACUAGGACAGUCAGGAGUAAAGCAGCUCUCUGAUCUACUGGCAGACUCACAUUGCAAACUGGAGAUACUCAGGUUGUUUGACUGCUGUAUUACAAAGGAAAGCUAUGCUUGCCUGAUUUCAGCUCUGAGGUUGAACCCUUCACACCUGAGAGAGCUGAAUUUGGGCUAUAGUAAUCCAGGAGAGUCAGGAGUGAAACUGCUCUCUGAAUUACUGGCAGAUCCACAGUGUAAACUCGAGUUAUUAAAGUUGCAUGAGAGCAACAUUACAGAUGAAGGCUGUGCUGCUCUGGCUGCAGGUCUAAAAUUAAACCCUUCCUACCUAAGAGAACUGGAUCUGAGCAAGAAUAAAUUAGGAGAAUCAGGAUUGAAGCUGCUCUCUGCCUUAGUGGAGGAUAAAACAUUCAAACUACAGAAAAUCGAAUUGUUGGUUUUUUAAAGCCUUUAAAUUAUUUGUCAAACACAAUAACAAGUUAUUGCUAAAUGCUCUAAAAGGUCUGCCAAAGAAUCUCUGAGUGUCACAGUAAUUUCUGAAUGUUCAGAAAGGAGUGAAAAAUCUAGAUCUAGAACAACCAAAGUUUAUUAUUAUAGUAAUUGUGUUUGGGUUUACUCAAAGGAAAAUGAGAAAAUAUUUAUUAGUAAAUGAAUGAAUUAAUUGGAGUAUAAGUUAAAGAUGCCAAAUGUAGUCGACCGUUUUAUGUAAGAAGUGUGCUUCUUUUUGAACUGGAGCUGUGAGGUUAAUUUUGCUAAUGUUAUAAUCAUGUAUCAUGAAAACGUGAUCUAGAUCUUGCUGUUCAUUGAGUCAAUGAUUGAGCAGGUCGUAGGGAAGCUCCAGUUGGAAUGUAGCAAUAGCAGGUUAGUUCACACGUAAACUGGAUUCUGGUCUGUUUAUUCUCGCAUAAACAUGCUGCUAAAUCAUCAAAAAUGUUUUGUUAAGCUAAAUAAGAAAAGUUACAGAAAAUCUUGCCAUUCCGAAGAUAAUUAAACCUGAAGCUGCUGUCUGAGUGCAUUUUAUUUAGUCUGGAGCAUCAAGUGAUUAGCAGCAGCAUCUUUAUACACAUGAAGCUUUAUGUGAGUCCACAUUUCAUCCUGAAUGGACCUGAUUUAAGCUCAGUGACCAGCAUUCUAAAACACAUUUUAUCACUUUAGAUCAUUCAUAAAAAUCUGGACAUUCAACUUUUGUUAUCAUCAAAGCUUUUAAAUGAUGGCUGUAAUAGAGAACUUUCUCUGAGACAACCGGGAGAGUUGUAUGUAUUUCUUAUUUAGAGUGUAAAUACACUGAUCCAUGUGCUAAAUAUGUAUGUGUAUAUUUCAUGAUAUAGUUUAUUUCACAUAUCAUUUCAUUUGUACAUGGUGCACAUCUCUCUUUCUGUGUACGUCUUGUAGAACAUAACAUAUCAUUAUAUGUUAAAGCACAUUAUGGAUUUCCAGAAAAAUUUAAUGUCUGGACUUUUGAUUGUCAUUGAGAAGAAAAUGAAAUUUUAAGUUGUCAGUCUUAACAUUUAUAGGCAAAAUAGUCCCCAAAGAAAACUUAUUAUUUCAGAUUUUCCACUAUUUUCCAUCAUCAACAUUCCAUAUAAACUCAGAAGACUCGUGUAGGUUCACUGGUGGUUUUGGAGAGUAAAUAAAACGUUUAUAUUUGUGUUGUAGUCAUGGCGACCCCUGGUU